Molecule: messenger RNA, 2196 nt
Organism: Phycomyces blakesleeanus NRRL 1555(-)
Lineage: Eukaryota; Fungi; Mucoromycota; Mucoromycetes; Mucorales; Phycomycetaceae
Exons: 11
Coding region: 1-2196 (731 amino acids)
Biological process (GO): transmembrane transport; intracellular iron ion homeostasis
Cellular component (GO): mitochondrial inner membrane
Molecular function (GO): ABC-type transporter activity; ATP binding; ATP hydrolysis activity
Source: RefSeq, a predicted model, not a curated record
AUGAGCCUGCUUCAGAGAUUGCCGAUCGGCUGUCUCCGGGCAACAAGCAUACCCUCGCUAGGCCUACGCACACAGAAUGCCUGUCGACCAGUGCCUUCCACCACCCGUACCUUCCAGACCUUGUCUCGUCCAACAGUCUUUACCAAACAUACCACCAACCACACUAUUUCUGCUGUCUAUCCUGGAGAUUUUCGGCGUCGUCCUAUACUGCAGACCACUCGGUAUUUCCAGUCCUCUAAAGAAGCUGCUCCGACCCCAACCAAGCCUGGAGGAACUUCGGUAAUACCUCCUAAACUGGACCCGUCUGUCACGCCCAAAGCUGUGGAUAUUUUGGCAGAAACGCCCAAACAGAGAAACGCCACAGAUUGGGCAAUCAUUCGACAAUUGAUGAAAUAUAUCUGGCCUAAAGACGACUAUAGCGUAAAAGCCAGAGUUGUUAUCGCACUAUCAUUACUCUUGGGUGGAAAGCUUUUGAACGUUCAAGUUCCGUUUUAUUUUAAAGAUGUGAUUGAUUCUCUUAAUAUUCCCUUGGACGCAGAUACAACUCUGUGGACCGUGUGUGGUGCUGCUAUUAUUGGCUAUGGCUUGGCUCGUCUUGGUGCAAGUGCAUUCCAGGAACUUCGAAAUGCUGUAUUCGCUGCUGUUGCCCAGAAAGCUAUCCGUCGCGUAGCUCUCAAUGUAUUUUCCCAUCUUCUUCAUCUCGACAUUGGGUUCCAUCUAUCUCGUCAGACAGGUGGAUUGAAUCGUGCUAUUGAUCGUGGUACAAAAGGUAUCAGUUUUAUGGUAAGCUCAAUGGUGUUCCAUGUCUUGCCAACUGCUCUGGAGAUUGGCAUGGUCAGCGGUAUUUUGGCCUAUCAAUUUGGUACACCAUAUGCACUCGUUACUCUGUGUACCAUCACUACCUACACUGUAUUUACUGUGGCAACAACAGCAUGGAGAACAAAAUUCAGAAAACAAGCAAACAUGGCAGACAAUGAAGCGGCCUCAAAGGCAGUAGAUUCUUUAAUCAACUUUGAAGCAGUCAAGUACUUUAAUAACGAGAAGUUUGAAGUGGAGCAGUACAGUGUUCCUCUGAAAAAAUACGAAAAGGCUUCUCUCAAGAUUGCUUCUAGUUUAGCACUUUUGAAUGCAGGUCAAAAUGCAAUCUUUAGUACUUCCUUGACUGUCAUUAUGCUUUUGUCUGCUAACAGUGUUAUGAAAGGAACCAUGACUGUGGGUGAUGUUGUAAUGGUCAACCAGCUUGUUUUCCAACUGUCGAUGCCGCUCAAUUUUCUGGGAUCUGUGUAUAGAGAGCUUCGACAGUCAUUGAUUGAUAUGGACACCAUGUUUAGUCUCGAAAACCAAAAGGCCUUGAUCCAGGACGCACCCAAUGCAAAGGAUUAUAUUUUCAAGGGAGGAAACAUUCGUUUCGAAAAUGUUGUGUUCGGAUAUCACACAGAGAGACCUAUUUUGGAUGGUGUUAGUUUUACUAUCCCAGCUGGAAACAAGGCUGCCUUUGUAGGCCCAAGUGGUUGCGGUAAAUCUACCAUUCUUCGCCUGUUGUUCCGUUUCUACCAACCUCAGCAAGGAGAUAUUUAUAUCGAUGACCAGAAUGUCAAGGAUCUCAAGAUCGAUAGCCUUCGUCGUGCGAUUGGAGUGGUAGCACAAGACACCAGUUUGUUCAACAACUCGAUUUACUACAACAUUCACUAUGGAUCUAUUGAAUCCAGUCGCGAAGAUGUUUAUCGGGCAGCCAAGCGAGCACAUAUUCACGAUGUAAUCAUGAGCUUGCCGGACAAGUAUGAAACCAGUGUUGGCGAACGUGGUCUGAUGCUUUCUGGUGGUGAGAAACAGCGGAUCUCUCUGGCGCGCACUAUCCUCAAGAACCCACAGAUGUUACUCUUGGAUGAGGCCACUUCUGCUCUGGAUACCCACACCGAGCAAUCUCUUUUGGCCAACUUCAGAACCAUCCUUAGAGAUACGGGCAUGACAAGUGUUCAUAUUGCCCACCGCUUGAGAACGAUUGCUGAUGCAGAUCAAAUCUUUGUCUUGAAGCAAGGCAAAAUAGUCGAGACCGGGCGUCAUGACAAUCUACUGAAAAAGGAGGGAAGUGUUUAUAAAGAGAUGUGGACCAAGCAGGAGAACCCCCAUUAUUUCUCAAGUAGAGACGAGUCAGAGUUUCUGCCGGAUGAUCCCAACCCUACCAAGAAGGAUUAG